AUUACAGUACAUCUACACGGAAGAGAUUCCCUCGGCGCCGUUGCAACAGUUGGGUGACCUCAUUUGCCUCGGACACUUGGUCACUUUAUUGCUGUUGUCGGACAUGGUGGUUAAGCGAAAUCAGUACGGCCUCACAGCUUUGGCCGAAAGCUGCGCGGAGCGACUGUCUUCCAUGCUUUCUGCGCAGAAUGUGGUGCAAGUGCUACAAGUCCUGGGAAGAAACGAAGGUAUGUCAGUCUCGCUUGGACAGAUCUUGGAGCAGACCACGGCCAAGGUUUCCAGAGAUCCGGAGCUUAUGAGAGCCAUUGUGAGCCAACUCUGCAAGAUUCCAGGCGAAGAAUCGCCCAACAAAUGGGUCACGCCGAGGCGCCUCAAAGUGGACGACCAUGGCCGCUUUCGUGGUCCCGAUGGUCGCGUGCAGAUCUUCCACGGCCUCAACGUGGUGCAGAAGAGAGCCUUUGACCCGUUCAGUUCCCUGAAUGCAGAGGAUAUGGCCAAUCUCCAGUCCUGGGGCUUCAACGCGAUCCGGCUCGGAGUGAUGUGGCCUGGUGUGGAGCCGGUUGAGGGCCAAUACAAUCACACCUACCUGCAGGUGGUUCGACAGCUGGUGGAUGACUUGUACAGCCAUGGCAUUUGGACCAUCGUAGACUUCCAUCAGGAUGCUUUUACCGAACGUUUCUGCGGAGAAGGGGUGCCAGACUGGCUUUUGCCGAAGUUGGAACCCAUCCAGAGGACUUGCUCUGGCUGGUUGCCCGAGGUGGCGAAAAUCUUUGGGCAGUGCAAGUCCUUUGCUGAUCUGAAUUACAGCACCGAUCCGAAGACAGGUUUCCCCAACACAAGUGACUGCCUGAGCAUUGGUUUUGAUCAAUAUUCAAGGACACCAGAAGUUGUGACCUCGUGGGGACAUUUCUUCUCUUAUGAGUCGAUCCAGCAGAAAUUCCACGGCUUUUGGAGGGUCGUGGCAUCGGCGUUGAAAGAUUCUGCAGGUGUUCUGGGCUAUGACCUGGUGAAUGAGCCCUUGAACGGUGACUAUUUCCAUGAGGUGGAUCUCUUAAAACCAGGUCUGGCAGAUCGAACUUUGCUGCAACCGCUUUAUGCCAGCGUUGGCCAAGUGAUUCAUGCGGAGGACCCAGGAGCCAUCCUGAUGUACGAGCCGGACACACUGCCAGCCUAUCUGCCUUUGGCCGGCGGAGUACGCCCUGUUGGCUUCACUCGUGGCCCCAGCAGCAACAGCACGCAGGCCUUGUCCUACCAUAUCUACUCUUGUGGCUUUGCGACAAACAAGUGCAACCGGAAGGGCGACCUUCCCUCCGAAGACUGUCCCAUUUGUGAUGAAAUGGCCUCAUCUGCUGUCGCGACGAGAGAGGCCGACGCACGGCGCUUGGGUGGUGGUGCUUUCAUGACGGAGUUUGGCGCGUGCUCAGGGACUCCCAUUUGCCUCUCCGAGAUAAAACGCAUCACAGAUCGGGCCGAUCGCGCUCUCCACUCCUGGGCCUACUGGCAGUUCAAGUACAGUCAUGACAUUACCACCGUCGCGGGACCGGAGGAAGGUUUCUACAACCUCGAUGGAUCCCUGCAAGAAAGCAAGGUAAAGGCGUUGUCACGGACCUAUGCGCAAUUCAUUGCUGGCUCUCCAUCCACCAUGCGAUACGAUGCGGAGACGGGGGCUUUCCGCCUUCAAUACGUCACCACUGAGAUCACCAAGGGCGCCACCAAAAUCUUUUUGAACGAGAAGAUGAAUUAUCCCCGGGGCGUCCAGUUCAAUGUGCUCAAUGGCACCGGCAUCCGGCAUCAAAAUGAAGUGCAGGUUCUGGCAGAUCCAGGUCGUGAAGUGGACGUGGCCCUGGUCCGGGAGACCUUGGGUCCCUUCCAGGGCAGCUUUUCUUCCAAGGGAGGUGCGGCUGCGCGGCUGCGCGGCUGCGCGGCUGCGCGGCUGCGGCUCCCGGCAUGGUGCUGGAAUAUUUACCUACAAUUCACUGGGUGA
Molecule: messenger RNA, 1984 nt
Organism: Cladocopium goreaui
Lineage: Eukaryota; Dinophyceae; Suessiales; Symbiodiniaceae
Source: the annotation of a GenBank genome assembly